CCUCCCCGCCCGGUCCCCGCCCCCUGGAGCAAAUGCUGCCGAGCUGCGGCCGCGGGGCAGAUGCACGCGCUCGGGCCCUUCUAGCAGGCGCGAGCAGUCGCUGGGCGCGCGAAAGCGAAAGAAGGAAGAGGAAGGGAGGGCGGGGGCGGGGUGUUGAAGAGGGGCGGGAGGAGGAAGAGGAGGAGGUUGGAGCGCGCUCGCGCUUGGCCUCGCGCCCGCGCGGAGGGAGGGGGAGAGGGGCGCGCGCGCGCACGCUCGCGUUCUCGCUCGCUCCAUCCAUCCAUCCUCCGGUCGCGGCACGCGCGCGCGCUCCGGGCUCGCGCCGCACCCCCCGCCCGGGAGAGGCGGGCUGGAGUGGGGGGCGGGGGGAGGGGCGCGCGGACGGCGCGCGGACUGCGCGCGGGCGGGGUGAGGUGAGGAGGAGGAGGCGGCGACGGGACGAGAAGGGAGGGGAAGGGGCCAUGGCCGCCCGGUGAGGCGGCGAGGCGGGGGGGCGGCCCGACCCCCCGGCCCCGGGCCCUGGGCCCCGGGGAGAGGCGAGGACGGACCGACGGACAUGGGGCUCCGGAGCAGCCGCCGCCGCCGCCGCCGCCGGAGGACGCGGCCCUGAGAGGCCGCCGGGCCCCGGCGCGGCCCCCCGGGCGGGCCGUGUUGCCGCCCGCUGUGCUAUGAGCAGUCAGAGCGCCGUCUCCACAAGAGUUUACAAAUGAAAAUGGAGGAAAUGUCUUUGUCUGGCCUGGAUAACAGCAAACUAGAGGCCAUCGCUCAGGAGAUAUACGCGGACCUGGUUGAGGAUUCUUGUUUGGGAUUCUGCUUCGAGGUGCACCGGGCUGUCAAGUGUGGCUACUUCUUCCUGGACGACACGGACCCUGAUAGCAUGAAGGAUUUUGAGAUCGUGGACCAGCCGGGGUUGGACAUCUUUGGACAGGUUUUCAACCAGUGGAAGAGCAAGGAGUGUGUCUGCCCCAACUGCAGUCGCAGUAUCGCUGCCUCCCGCUUCGCUCCCCAUCUGGAGAAGUGCCUGGGGAUGGGCCGGAACAGCAGCCGCAUCGCCAAUCGCCGGAUUGCCAAUAGCAACAAUAUGAACAAGUCGGAGAGUGACCAAGAGGAUAAUGAUGACAUCAAUGACAACGACUGGUCCUAUGGCUCAGAGAAGAAAGCCAAGAAGAGAAAAUCAGACAAGCUGUGGUAUCUCCCAUUCCAGAACCCCAAUUCCCCUCGAAGAUCCAAGUCUUUAAAACACAAAAAUGGGUUCUCUGUCUGUACCUCUGCAUCAAACACCCUUCCCCUUCUUUUUUCUUCUUCAGGGGAACUUAGCAAUUCGGAUCCUUUUAAGUAUAACAACUCAACUGGGAUCAGCUACGAAACCCUGGGGCCGGACGAGCUGCGUAACCUGCUCACCACGCAAUGUGGGGUGAUUUCUGAACACACCAAGAAGAUGUGCACAAGGUCCGUGCGCUGCCCCCAGCACACAGAUGAGCAGCGGCGAGCCGUGCGCAUUUAUUUCCUCGGACCCUCAGCCGUCCUUCCAGAGGUCGAGAGUUCCCUGGAUAAUGACAGCUUUGACAUGACUGACAGCCAGGCCCUGAUCAGCCGACUUCAAUGGGACGGCUCCUCUGAUCUCUCGCCCUCCGAUUCAGGCUCCUCCAAGACGAGUGAGAAUCAGGGAUGGGGUCUAGGUACCAACAGCUCUGAGUCACGGAAAACCAAGAAAAAGAAAUCCCAUCUGAGCCUGGUAGGGACUGCCUCCAGCCUGGGCUCCAACAAGAAGAAGAAGCCAAAGCCACCGGCACCCCCGACGCCCAGCAUCUACGAUGACAUCAACUGACUUGGGUGCAAGGGUUAGCCUUUGGCUGAGCAGAGCCCUCUCUCCCAACCCCCACCCAGGUGGCAAAGCCUGGCGAAUGGACGGCUGCUGGGGGUUUGGGCUUGGGAAGCUUGGUGGGGCCAGGCAGGCAGAGGAUCCAGUUAUGCGCCCCUGGGGGGUGUCAGGGUCCUCUGCGACGGAGCACGACCCCUUGGCAUGCAGGACUCAGACCUGGACAUAUUAUGCCUUGGACAUAAGUUCGGUGGGGAGGCGGUUUUCCUAUUUAUUCUGUGAGUUACUGGAUGUCCAGCUAGGCCAGGGGCCUGACCUGGGCACUGUGCCAGGGCACUGCCUGCCCCCCACCCCAGGAACUGGACUAAGCCCUGCCGAGAAGCAUUGUGGCUACCGGGGAGGCUGUGGGUUGGAAGCUGAGCCUGGAGGGGGCCUCCCCCAGCCGCCCUCAGCAAUGUGAAUGGGUCCGGUGCUUGGAGCUGAGGGGCAGGGCUGGGUGUGUCCUGUCUGUGUGCAGAAUCCUAUCAGAUGCCCCCAAUCCGAGGGGUAGGCAGGCCCAGCAAGCUGUCUGCUGAGGUGGGUGUCCAGAACUGCCACCGCCUUCCCUGCCCCUCACAGGGGCAGCCCUUUCCCCUCAGUCCCCAUGGGCCUCCUUGGCAGCAGGAGCUGUCCUUUUGUUGUUGGGUGCCAGGAAAGGGCCUCCAGCCUCUACAGCUUCACGGAAGAGGCAAGGGGAGGGUAGGAAGAGGGAGCUGUGUAUCAGAAUGACUCCCCCCCCCCCCUACCUUUCCUCCCUGACCCAGGGCUGGUGAGGAGUGGGGCCCCAAGGUGAGAGGGAACGGUGCUGCUUUAUUUGAAAUGUUUUCUUACCUCAUUCCCUGCCCCAGGAAGGGGCCCAGCCUCACCCUCCUGGGGUGGCCCCAUGUUCCUCCCGCCUCCCAUGCCCCACUGCCCUAGCAGGGCAGUCCAAGUUCCCAACUGCUGCUUGCUACCCCCUCCUUCACCUUGACCAGCUUCAGUUCCUCUCUCAAUGCUCCUGCCUCCGAAGCCUGCCCUGUUUCCCCUUCUUAGCCGCUUUUAAGUUAUUUAUUCUGUACUCGUGGUUUGGGGCUCUGAGGAAAAUCCUGAUCUUUUACCUCUCCCCCUUUGCUAGGAGUUGGGGUGGGCAGAGGCUAGUCUCCGUGCUCUGGGUUGUCAGUGGAGGGCUGUCGUGCCUCGGCAUUGCCCCUCUGUGGGACUAUCAUGCCAGUGUGCCCACCUGCCUGGUCUACAUCCUGAAAAGAUGUACCGUCCCACCUCCACGUGGGCACCAUCGCUCCCAGGAGCCGAGCUGGAGGACUACGGUCUGGGCUGGGAGCAGAGCUGACUGACACAGGGAUGGAGUUGACCCUGAGCCAUGUUCUCUGGCAUUUGCUGGAUGUGAACCCUGCCCUCUUCCCAGGAGGAGCCAUCCCACAUUUGGGUAGCUAGUACCCAGGACUGGUUGGACUGAUUUUGGGUUAGGGACCCUAGAGGGUUAAGGGAACAACAAGAGAUAGGGCUGCAGUACCCUGUCUGGAACCCCAGCCCCCCCUCCCCACCCUGGGGUGGUUCUGAUUGUGGCUGAUGCCUGGUUACAAAUUGGUUUUUAACCCAAGAAUUGUGAUUAUUUUUUAAAAAGCCAAACACAUUUUGGCAGGAGUUAGAAUAAAUCCUGGGGCCUGGGCUCCUCUGUUCUUGACCCUCCAUAGUCUUCUCCCUCGAAGGGGAAGCCAGAGGGAAAGGAGGAUUUCAGCCAGCCUCCAGCCUGCUUCCAAAGGAAGUCUUGGGAGUGGGCUGAAGGUGAAGGGAGGACAGCUCAGGCCAUUCUCCCUUCUGAGAGGCAGCUGCAGCUCAGGCCCUACCAUACCCUUUCCCCUCUGGCCUCUCCCUUUCCCCCCUCUGGUUGGAGGAGGGAGAAGUGGGAAGUAGUUUGGGAACUGGUUUGUCCACAUCCACUUCCCCAUUGUUCCUUGGCCCGCCCUCAGGGCACAGCCCCCUGCCCAAGCUGGGUAAGAGAUGGGCUUGGUCCAGCAGGGACCCUGAGGGAGCAAACCCCUUUCCUUCUGGGGAGAGUGUGCCCCCCUACCAUGUAGUUGAACAGGGGCUAGGAGCUCUCCACUCCCCUCCCUCUAACAGCAGGCUGUGUGGGUCUCAAUUCCCAUCCUUCCCACCCCGGCUAGGUGUCGUCCACCUGUAUCCUAUCAUGUGUCUGAGUGUGUGUGGGGGGGGUUCUGUACUAAUUUCCAUGGCCGGUGGCUUUUCCUUCCAUGCAUCACUCCCCCCCGCAUGCCCAGGGGCCACCCGCCUGGCAUUACCGCAUGCUGGGGUCAUUGGGGGAGGGGGGUGGGGCUCACGCUGUCCUGUGGUCUUGAGAUUUUUAUUUUUGCAUAUGUAAUCCAUCCUGUACAGGUAGCUAACUUUGUAAACGCUGUGUAUUUCCCCUGCCCCCAUGGCUGCUGGUGUAAAUAAACUGCAUCUCCCGUUGGUAGCCCGGCCUAUCCACCCUCCUUACCAUGUCAAUGGGGGCAGAGCAAAGCCAUUCUCUUAAUGUCACAGGAGGCUCCACAGCCACAAAACGGAACUUUAUUUAGUCACAGACACUGACCCUCCAUCUGAGAAGCCCAGAAGCAAGGGCCUGGGGCCCAAGGCUCCAUACCCAGAGCUCGUCCUUGGAGCUGGGCAGGGUAGGACACUGGCUGAGGGCCAGAGCUCUCUCUUGCUUACAGCCUUAGGCCUAGGGUAGCAGCAGCUGUGGCUUGGCCUCUCCCAAUGCUGGGGGCUUGGCUUUGUGCCCCAAUCCCCUUUCUGACUGAGCUCUAUAAAGGACUAUUUAAAAAAAAAAAAAAAAAAAAGCAAA
Messenger RNA from Mustela lutreola (European mink), 4697 nucleotides. RefSeq names its product ataxin 7 like 3 (gene ATXN7L3). Gene Ontology annotation, cellular component: DUBm complex; SAGA complex. The transcript has 13 exons. The record is from RefSeq and is a predicted model, not a curated record. Gene Ontology annotation, biological process: regulation of transcription by RNA polymerase II; positive regulation of DNA-templated transcription. Lineage: Eukaryota; Metazoa; Chordata; Mammalia; Carnivora; Mustelidae. The coding region runs from base 707 to 1828 and encodes 373 amino acids. Gene Ontology annotation, molecular function: transcription coactivator activity.